UGAGAGUAUAAAAGGGUCCAGAAGUCCUAGGAGCAAUGUACAGAAUAGUCAUGGGCAAACUACUCAUCUGCGUUGGACUGGCUCUCCUGCUGCAUGCGCAGCUAGGAUCCUCCUACAUCCUCUCCUGUUAUUUCACUAACUGGGGUCAGUACCGGCCAGGAGCGGGCAAGUAUUUCCCCACAGAUGUGGACCCCUGUCUCUGUGACCAUCUGAUUUAUGCCUUCGCUGGCAUGGCCAACAACCAGAUCAAGACCUACGAAUGGGACGAUGAGAAACUCUAUGGACAGUUCCAGGCGCUUAAGAACCAGAACAGUAACCUGAAGACUCUGCUGGCCAUCGGAGGUUGGAACUUUGGCACUCAACCAUUCUCCGUCAUGGUGUCCAGUGCAGCCAACCGCCAGACAUUCAUUAGCAGCGUGAUCAAGUUCCUGAGGCAGUACCAGUUUGAUGGCCUGGACAUUGACUGGGAGUACCCUGGAUCCAGAGGCUCACCGCCUGCCGACAAGGCCAGAUACACCACCCUCGUGCAGGAGCUGAUGGCUGCUUUUGAGGCUGAAGGAACAAAAACCAACCGUCCUCGUCUGAUGCUAACCGCUGCCGUGGCUGCUGGGAAGGGAACCAUUGACUCUGGAUACCAGAUUGCUGCAAUAGGAUCAGUGUUGGACUACUUGCAUGUGAUGACUUAUGACUUCCAUGGGUCUUGGGAACACAACACCGGCGAGAACAGCCCUCUGUACAAAGGACCAUCAGACCAGGGAGACUUAAUCUACUUCAAUGUGAACUAUGCUAUGAAUUACUGGAAGAGCAACGGUGCCCCUGCCGAGAAGCUCCUGGUUGGAUUCCCCACCUACGGCCACACCUUCAAGCUGGCCAAUAGCGGGGAUACUGGUGUAGGCGCUCCUGCCAGUGGCCCAGGCCCUGCGGGACCCUUCACCAGGCAGACUGGCUUCUGGGCCUACUACGAGAUCUGCACCUUCCUGAAGCAGGGAGCUACCCAGGCCUGGGACUCUGCCCAGAUGGUGCCCUAUGCAUACAACAGCCAGGGCCUGUGGGUCGGAUACGAUAACAUCAAGAGUUUCAAUGACAAGAUCCAGUGGCUGAAGAACAGUGGAUUUGGAGGAGCCAUGGUGUGGAGUCUGGAUUUGGAUGACUUCUCUGGAACUUUCUGUGGACAGGGCAGAUACCCACUGAUCAACACCAUCAAGUCAGGACUGGGAACUGGAGCCAGUUGUGCAGCUCGUACAGACCCCAUCGCUCCUGUAACCCCAGCCCAGCCACCAAUCAACCCCCCCCAGCCCAGUGGUGGUGGUGGUGGAAGCAGCAGUGGAGGAUCUGGCUUCUGUGCCGGCAAAGCCAAUGGCAUUUAUGCUGACCCAACCAACACCAACAGUUUCUAUAACUGUGACCAGGGGAAGACCUACCUACAGCAUUGUGCUGCAGGCCUGGUGUUCCAAAUGAGCUGCAGAUGUUGCAACUGGGCCUAAGAAACAAUUGUUCCCUAUUUUAAUUCAUGAAUACCCUCUCUAGUAUGU
Molecule: messenger RNA, 1532 nt
Organism: Esox lucius (northern pike)
Lineage: Eukaryota; Metazoa; Chordata; Actinopteri; Esociformes; Esocidae
Product: acidic mammalian chitinase
Exons: 11
Coding region: 36-1484 (482 amino acids)
Biological process (GO): carbohydrate metabolic process; chitin catabolic process
Cellular component (GO): extracellular region
Molecular function (GO): chitinase activity; chitin binding
Source: RefSeq, a predicted model, not a curated record